Molecule: messenger RNA, 4281 nt
Organism: Neodiprion fabricii
Lineage: Eukaryota; Metazoa; Arthropoda; Insecta; Hymenoptera; Diprionidae
Product: flagellar attachment zone protein 1-like
Exons: 8
Coding region: 1-4281 (1426 amino acids)
Source: RefSeq, a predicted model, not a curated record
AUGAAGGAGGCUCAUGCUGGUGAAAAACGAAGAUUGAGAGAGUUAAUUUCCGGGCUGAAGAUCCGGCUCCAGGAAGCCGAGGCCGAGUCAUCUUGUGCAGCAUUGAAUCGUCUGCGAGCAAAGCUUCGCGAGCUAACUGAAGGCGGACAGGAGGCAGACCAACGGGUUUCGAAAGUGGUUCAGCGUUCGAUAGAAACGUUGGUCGAGCUGACGGAUAACGUUGAUGACCUAAAGGCGGAGAUCGAGAGACUUCGUGCGGAGAUCAAGCGUCUAAAGGACCUGCUGGACGCCUGUGAAGAGCGGCGAAGAACGGCGACUGAUGUCGCUGUCGAAACAACCCUCCCGGAGGUGAAAGCACCAGAAAAACCGCUGGUGGAAAUGGACGUUUCAGAUCUACUCAACAGGAUCAAGGAGCUCGAAGCACUCAUAGCUCAGCUGAGGAAGCAGCUCGUGGACAAGGAUGCCGCCAUCAAUGACCUCCAAAAUAAACUGUUCAACGUCACAUCGGACAAUAAAAGACUCAGCACUGACCUAGAUCAAAUGAUGGUCAGCUACAGAGCCGUCAUAGACGAGGUAAAAGCUAUGAAGGAUGAGCUCAAAAAGAGGGACGUGAAGGUUUCGGAUCUGUUGCGUGAGCUCCAAGCGUCGGCGAUCGAUAUGCUGGGAUUGAACAGGCUGCAGAGUGAGAUUGAAUCGGUCAAGCCACAAUUGUACAACCUUGAACUGGAGAGAGAACAGCUGUUGUCAGAGCUCGGUAAGGUUCGGGGAGUAGUUUCGGAGAGGAACGAUCAGAUAAUUAAGAUCCUGGAGGAAAGAGACAAGCAUGCUCGAGCUCUGGGCAAAGUCGCGAGCACGAUACAGGAAACGGCCGAACGGGAGGAGGCGCUGAAACGCGAGAUUGAUCGGCUGAAGGAUCGAAUAGCUGAGCUUGAGAAGGAGAUAGCUGAGCUUAAGAAAAAGGUGGCUGAGCUCGCGGCGGAGAACGAAAAAAUUCCUGGACUUGAAAAAAAAAUUAAGGAGCUCGAAGACGAGCUAGCGAAGCUCAGAGGCGAUCUUGCCGCUGCUAACACAAAGAUGAACGACCUUGAGAAAGAAAUAGCCGAUCUAAAGGCAGAAAAAGAUGAAUUAGCAAGAGAGCUAGCAAAGGCAAAGGAGCAGGUGGAGAAGCUGAAAGAGGAGCUUGCUGCUGAGAGAUCUGCAAAAGAAGCGGCCAUGAAAGAACUCGAGGUCUGUAGAGCUGAGAACGAGAAACUGAGAGGAGACAACGAGCGAAUGAGCAACGAACUCAACGCGGCAAAGGGCGAAAUUGAAAGACUGAAAAAUGAGCUUGACAAGGUUAAGGGCGAGUUGGAUAAAUCGAGAGCCGAAAAUAGUGAGCUCAAGGACCUGCUCGCUGCAGCUAAGGCGGAAAUCGACAAGCUCAGAAGCGAGGUCGAGGGGUGCAAGGCUGAGAAUGCCAAGCUUAAAGGUGAGAUUGUGCGAUUAAAUGAGGAAGUACAAAAGUUGAAGGCAGAGAAUAGCGAGCUCAAGAAAGAGAGAGACACACUGCAGGCUGAAGUGGGAAAGCUGAAAGAAAAGAUCGACGGAAUGCAAGCUGAAAUUGAUAAGCUGAAGAACGAUCUGGCCGCAUCUAAAAGCGAGAUGGAAAAGCUCAAGAAUGAUUUGGACGCUUUGAAAUCGGAGAACGAGAAGCUCAAGAACAGUUUACGCGAAGCCGAGGUGAAGAUAAAGGCAUUGGAAGCGGAAAACUCAGAUCUUGCUAAUAAGUUAGCCGAUCUGAAGAUCAAGAUAGAAAAUCUUGAAAAACAGCUUGCAGAUGAAAAAGCCGCGAAAGAAGCGGCGUUAAAGGAAUUGGCAGCGUUAAAGUCGGACCUGAAAGCGUUACUCGGAGAGAUGGACAAGCUCAAAGCCGAGCGGGACAAACUGAAAGGGGAAGUGGAUGACCUGACGAAGCGGAUGGCAGAGUUGACCAAUGAGCUAAAUCAGCUGAAAUCAAAGUGUGCUGCCCUCGCGGCAGAGAACGAGAAGUUGAAAGCAGAAGUCAACGGUCUUAAAACAGAGAAUGAGAGGCUGAAGAACGACCUGGAGAAGGUCAAGGCUGACCUUGAGGCAGCGAAAUCAGAGAACGCGAAGUUAAAAGCGGAAAAUGAGAAGCUGAAGAAAGAUUUGAUUGAUGCUGAGGCAAAGGUCAAGGCGCUCGAGGAUAAGGUUAAGGCGCUCGAAGACAAGGUGAAGACGCUCGAAGACAAGGUGAAAACACUUGAAGACAAGGUCAAGGCAUGUGAGGACGAAAAGGCGAAGCUUCGUCAGGAGAUCGAGGGGCUCAAAAGUCAGAUUGACAAACUCAACAGUGAGCUCGCAGCAGAGAAAGCGGCGAAAGAGGCGGCUUUGAAAGAACUGGCAGCGACCAAGGCCGAGCUAGCUGCGCUCAGAACGGAGCUGGACAAAGUGAGAGCCGAGAACGCGAGACUGAAUGGUGAGCUCGAAAAGUUGAAGUCGGAGAAUGAGAAGAUGAAGGGGGAGCUUGACCGACUCAAAGCGGAAAACGCGAAGCUACAAGGUGACCUAGACGCCCUAAAGGCGGAGAAUUCGAAGCUCAAAGGAGAUCUGGAUAAAUUGAAUUCUGAACUGAGCGCGUUGCGAGCUGAGAACGAUAAGUUGAAGGCCGAAAAUUCGAAAUUAAAGGAUGAUUUGGCGGCCGCAAAAGAGGAAGCUGCGCGUCUCAAGAGUGAUCUGGAAAAACUAAAAUCCGAGAAUGACGCCCUGAGAGCUGAGAACGACAAGGUGAAGGGAGAACUUGAGGAGCUCAAAGCAGAGCUUAACAAACUACGCGGGGAUUUAGACGCCAUGAAGGACGAGAAUGCGAGGCUCAGGUCUGAGGUUGACAAACUAAAAAGCGAUAAUGAGAAUCUAAAGAACGAGCUUGCGAAGGCUAACGCCGAGUUGGAAAAUUCUAAGAAAGCAGUUGACAAACCAAAAGCUGCUGUGGCUGCCACUACUGGUCCUCUUCCUGAGAAAGUUCGUCGAUCUAUUCCAAUGGAAGUCCCACCCACUGCUGCUAAGCCUGCAGUGAAGAAGGAACCGCCCCGAAUGCCCUCAAAAACUCCAAAAGUUGAACGGCGAGCUUCGGUUGCAAAGAGAGACCAAGGAUCCCAAGGCGAGGGCUGCGGUGAUUACGUAAGCGCGAAUGAACAGCUCAGGAAGAACAUAAACAAUCAAGACAGAGCUGUUCAGCGGAUACGAAACUUCGUGAAGUACGUGCUGGGAGAGCGAGAAUCACCUCCGGAGAUGGCUGACUCACAAACUCACCGUAUGUCAUCAGUGAUGAGGAACAAAUUUGCGGAAGACAUAAUGGAGUUGCUUAAGGAGUCGCAGUAUCUCUCAGAGAGUAUAUUCAACGCUGAGGCGGACGUUCAGCGGCUUCUGAAGAUCCUCGAAGAGCUGGAAAAGUUGAGAAAUGAGAACGCUGCGCUCAGAGACAAACUCGAAGAGGUAGCGGAGGAGCCCGUAGGCUUCGGGGACGCUUUCGAUGCCGAAUCGUGGCUGAAGACGCUGACGUUGACCGAGCUCGCCGAGCUCCACGACAGGAUCUGCCUCGUGACGUCGAGCAUGGUUAAGCAGGACAUAAACCCGGAGGACUACGUUGACGACUCUACUUCACCCGACGGAGUCUGCAAGCCCUGUUCAGGUCUGCAGGACGCGGACGAUGAGAUGAUCGGCGGGGACUACGAAGCUCUGAAUAAGAGGAUAGCAGCGCUUCAAAUGCAGAUUAACGAGAAGCAGAACGAGGCAGCAGCCAAGGUUCAAGAGAUGCGGAAGGCCAUGUGGCGAGAGCAGGACCGGCUGAUACGCCUCUCGGAGGAGAUGAAUGCCCAGAAAAGGAACAACCUGACGAUGAAGAUGAAGAUCGGUGGUGAGCUCGAUCCUUUCGGAGUUCCCGAAGGAGUCGCCGUCCUUUGCGGUGGGAUUCGGAGCUCUGGGGAGCGUGACGAUUAUCCGGGGACGAAAUGGAACCCGCGAUUCUCUGCCAUCGGAGAGAAAGAUGACGGAAAGUGGAAAUCUGGCUGCGUUAGGUCGAAGAGAAAAAGCUCUCCCCAAGCUCCGGCACCCUGCGCUCUUCCUGUUAAACACGCAGACGUCCCGUGCUGUCAGAAACUCUGCUGUCCGUCUACCCUAAAUCCGAAAACUCUUUUCCCGAAGAAGAUGAAGCAGGAUGAUGACGAUAAUAUGCAGGAGGUCGCGGUUCUUUGUGGGGAAAAUCGACGGGCCACGAAUACUUAG